This is a messenger RNA of Owenia fusiformis, 3566 nucleotides long. NCBI's taxonomy places the organism in Eukaryota, Metazoa, Annelida, Polychaeta, Sabellida, Oweniidae. The record is from the annotation of a GenBank genome assembly.
AUGGAUAGACAAGGCGGAUUCUUGCGAAUUCUAUUUGCGAUAUGUAUCGCUGCGUGCAUCGAGAGCACGUUUGGUGUUAAAUGUACCGAACCACCCGAUGCAUUUGUGGGGAGAUUCAAAAUCUCACUAGUUUACGGACGAGAGGUGGACAUCAGUAAAGACGGACUGACUGCAACGGGACCUGCAAUCCCACCUGGACCAACUUAUGGUGGUGGACGAGCAUUCUGGGAACUAGAGAAAAGGUUGCCGUUUGAACAGAUUCAUUGCACAAAACAUUCGCUGACGAUUGUGUUCGGGCAGCAGUUGAUUGGACCACAUGAUGAAACAGAAAAAGGAUACCAGUGUUUGACUCUACGGCACGAUGGAACCGGUGGUGAUCUGAUUGGUCAAUUCGUGUAUGACCCGCGUAUAACAGAGGAAACCAAGGAUAGCGUUAACUGUUUUACUAUCGGGAAAAGACGAAAUGACGACUAUUUCGUUAGUCACGUGUUGGAGGCUCUGUUUACGAAAACCACCAAGUUACCCAAGUUAACAGAAUAUUCUUCAACUGACGGUACCUCAUCUACCACUACAUUGUCCAACGAAGACACAGUAGGAAACCCAUCAACACCAACCGAUGGUCUCUCGUUUAUCGAUAAAGUUUCCAAGACAGACACGACAGGAAACCCAUCAAUACCAGUUAACGGUCUCUCAUCUAUCGGUACAUUGUCCAACACAGACACGGGGGGAAACCCAUCAACACCAACUGAUGGUCUCUCAUCUAUCAGUAUAUUGUCCGACACAGACAGGGGAGGAAACCCAUCAACACAAACUGAUGGUGUCACAUUUAUUGGUACAUUGUCCAACACAGACACGGGGGGAAACCCAUCGAUUGACGGUCUCUCAUCUAUCAGUAUAUUGUCCGACACAGACGCGAGAGGAAAGCAAUCCAUACCAGCUAUUGGUCUCUCAUUUAUUGGUACAAUAAACACAGACACGGGAGGAAACCCAUCAACGUUAACGGCGUCAACGAAACCAACACUGAUUAAAUGUAAUGCUAAGUAUUGUCAGAAUGGUGGAACAUGUUUUGAAGCAUCAAAUGGACCAACAUGUUCCUGCACAACAUCUUUUACUGGCCCUAGAUGUGCAAUCGAAAUUAAAGAUCAACCAACUUUAAGAGAGACGACACAACAAACGCUACUGAGAGAAAAGAGGACAGAGGGGCCACGUAUCAAGAGAUCUCCAUUGAUGUCGGCUAUUUCGACUAGCACUGCAGAACCUCCAGCAACAAUACCUACAGAAAUGGAAUGCAGCGAGGGCUUCUGCAAAAAUGGCGGAACAUGUUCCGAUGAUGGAUCGGGACCCAUAUGUUCCUGCACGACAACAUAUACAGGACUCAGGUGCAUGGAGAGUGUUGACCCAUGCUCCACUAACCCAUGUAAACUCAUUGGUACAACCUGCGGAGAAGAUCCUAAAAGCCAUCUCGGCUAUGUCUGUAAAACUGAAAAAGAAACUGUGACAGCUAAGAUGGCAAAAACUACAGAUCCUAAUCGCACCUUUACAGACAACAAACCACCGCUGGAUGAUAAAUCGAAAGUUAUAGCAACAUUCCUUGCUGCCGUAAUGCUCCUUAUUAUUUCAGGGGUAUUGUUUGUUUACGUAAGAAGUCUUACCACGGGAAAGUAUGGACCAGAUAAUAUCAAUGACAUUGAUGCCGAAAAAGAAUUAGGUGAAAAACUGUUAACCAAAUCCAAUAUGAAUUCACAGAUCCAUAGCGACCUGAAUAACAACAAUAAUGUUGCCAAGCAACAUGACCGUGUCCCUGGUGUCAUUGCCAAAGCAAGCAGAAAGAAGGCGAGAAGAAACAGUCGAAACACAAAUACAAAACUAUACGAGAGCCGUCCCAACUGGCGUCACAAGAAGCAACAUUCCACAAGUGCUGCAGAGAUUGAAUGUAUAAAAACAAAUGAGGCAGACCGACACACCAAUAACAAAGGAAACACAUUACAAGCUAAAUCAGCCGAAUGUACUCCACGGUUCGAAUAUGCCAAUAUGUCAAGUUUUCAAUAUGGUGGUGGUGACUGUUUGAAAAAGCCAAGCCCAGGAGCCAAUACUAGCAGAACCACAGGAGCCAAUACUUGCAUGACCACAGGACUCAAUGCAGGUAGAACCACAGGAGCCUAUACUAGCAUGACCAUGGGACUAAAUGCUAGUAGAACCAUAGGAGCCAAUACUUGCAUGACCACAGGACUCAAUGCAGGUAGAACCACAGGAGCCUAUACUAGCAUGACCAUGGGACUAAAUGCUAGUAGAACCAUAGGAGCCAAUACUUGCAUGCCCACAGGACUCAAUGCUAGUAGAACCAUGGAAACCAAUACAAGCAUGACCAUGGGACUAAAUGCUAGUAGAACCAUAGGAGCCAAUACUUGCAUGACCACAGGACUCGAUGCUAGUAGAACCAUGGAAACCAAUACAAGCAUGACCACAGGACCCAAUAUUAGCGGAACCACAGGAACCGAUACUUGCCGGACCACAGGAGCCAGUGUAAGCAGGAGCCAAGGACACAGUGCUUCUUUUGCAGCACAAAGCGAUUCUAACAAAGAUCAGAUGCCCUCAACCACCGAAGAAACGGUUUACUUCCCACCACUUCUGAUCAAUCAGUUUGGACCACAGUACAACUUCACUGAUUCUAACAACGCUAUGGACUAUCUUGUUGAGUUUAUUGAAAAUAAUUAUCCAAAUGAAUAGACAGUUGCAGUUAUAAGAACUCACAUGAAAAUGCAAAUAGGCUCAACUCUGAUAAUAUACUAAAUAAACUCUUCUGAUGAUGAAGUAGAUGAAAUGAGGUGUAGGACCAACAUGUUGAUAUCACAACCCGAGCAGCUCUCUGAGGUUUUCAAUGUUUCACAUUUUUCCUUUUUCACUUUUUUAUCUUUUCACUUUUUUCCUUUUCACUUUUUUUAUAUUUCAUUUAUUUAUUUGAAAAUCUUAGAGAGAUGAUCACGUGCUUUGUCUUCUGUAGGUUCUACAUUUGAUUUUGCAAUAUGUAAAUACAUGUAUGUUAUAGUGUAUUACUCCAGAUGUCUUAAAUAUAACACAACUUUCUAAAUAUAUUUUCAAUAACUUGAUUGAUGAUUUUCUUAAAUAUAUUCUGGAAGUCGAUAGUUUCGAAAUUAGAAUAUCGCCUAUCUUAACUCCAACCUAAUUUGAGAGAAUCCAUAUUAAAGGAUUUAAGCCCAGAACUCGAUGCAUCGUGGAUGAUUUAAUGUUAUUGAGGUUGGAUUAUGUGAUCUGAUUUGGGAUAAGUGAUACCAGGACCAUAGCCAGCUUUUGUCAAGGUUGGGAGGAGCCCACUCAAAAAUUCCACUGGGGGAGGGGUGCUCUUUUGACUACUUCGGGCCAAAAUCACUUAAAAACUGCUUCGAAUGAUUAAAAAACAGUAUGAUUUUUAAAGAAUUUCUGGCCUGGAGGGGGUCACUCACUGGCUACGGACCUGGAUGAUCGCAUAAAAGUAAUGUCUUCAAAAGUACGAGCCAGGACCAUUGGAGUAAAUUACAAGUAUGAAGUGGAUGCCCCUUAAAACAACA